UGAUCAUUUGAGCCAGAUAUAUCCAUGCACAUGUUUUAAUAGGAAAUACCAGUAACACCCAACAACACCUACUUCCUCCUCCGGAAUUGUGAUUCUUGACCACAAAGUGGCAGAUUUGACACAUCUCGGUCCCCAACCUCACCUCGCUCCUUCCUUGCAUAUGCAAGCGGCAACGACAGGUUCGCAGAGCCCUAGAAAAGAUUAGAUCCCCAUCUCCCACUGCCCAUGCAGCAGUAAAUCAAGGCAGGUGAAAAAAGGCAUGUGAGCCGAGAGAGAAACAGGAAAGAAGACGGAAAAAAAAAGAAAGAAAGAAGCCGCUGGGGCUGUGCUGACGGCUGGCGCUACGGGCAGCCGUCUGCACCAGUAUCCAGCCGCGAAAAAAAUCAGAAGAUCCGAGACGGAGUUCGACGAGGGGAGGCGCGACAAAGAAAUAUCCAACGGAAAGAGCUUCUCCUGUUGCUUCGGUAGCUAGGAAGCGGUUGUUCUUCACGGAGACAACCAAAAGAAAAGGAUAGGGAGAUUUGGUUAGUUGCCAAAUUAAGGUCGGUUUCGUGUUUAUGCUUGUAAGCUGCUGAGAUGGAGGAUCUGAAUAAGUUUUAUGCUUCUUUCUGGAAGCAGUCUAGCAGUUCACUUAGUAGCCUGCACUCUGUUCAUGAGCAUAAGCUGAUGAACUUGGGUUCGAAGCGCAAUCAAACCCAAGAAGUUUCCACCAACUACAAUAAACGUAAAUCGUUGUCCGGAAUUGUGGAACUGAGUUCAGAUGUUAGGAGUUCAAUCCGGAGGAAAUCUGAUGCUUAUCGCGAAGUGAUUGACUUGGAGAAGCCAUCGGUUUAUGGUGAUGCCGUGGAAGCUAUCGGUUGCUCUGGCCUUGGCAACCUUGCCAACCAAAAUGGCAAGUCUCAGGAUGUUUCUCCACAGAACAACUCACUUGCAGAGUCUCUUCAGUUGUGUAGAGACUGGAAGACAUCGCGCGUAAGUGUUGGUUCAGUUGGAUCUAGUCACACUCCGGAUUGCCAGUCCCCUACCAAAACAAGUAACAAUGAAGCAAGACAAUCACUAUUUGACCUGAAUGUUCCUCCAGAAGAAAGCCUUCUUAUGCCUUCUACUCUAUUUCCUUCUUCCUCAACGUAUUGUGGAAAUUUUUCAGACAGACCUAGAGAAACUUCUGAAAAAGAACGUGUCUCUGGUAUUGGAUCAACGAAAGGAUCUUCCAUCACGGUGAUCACGCCCGACUCAGCUGCAGACAGUUCAAGGGAUGUGGUAACUGAAUCGUCAGUCCAACAGAAGUUCCCUUUUGACCUUAACGUGUCACCUGAAAACACCAACAUGCCAUCAGAAAUCAACGAUUAUAGAGAUAAGGUUGUAAAUAAUGGUGUAAGUAAAGGAACAGCACCCGAUCAUUCUUUCUCCACGAAAAAUGGCCUGCUUGCAGAAACGUCCACCAAACAUGUGGUUCUUGGACAUGAUAGUGUAUUGGCACACAAGCAGGAUGACAGUCACGUGCUUCUCACAGUCCCGACAGCUAAUGGUAUCGAUAAAGCUCACUCGCCACAGCCUGGAACCAUUAACAAGGAGUUUUUAGACCCUGGAUCUCCUCUUCUUGAUAACAAUUUCCAUCCAAGACUUGGGACAUCCCACAAUGGAGCAUCAGAUAUUCAGGAGUUAAGCAUGCUUCAAUGUAAGGUCGACGAUGGUGGCACCACAGCUGAUACUGCAGCUAGAACCCUUCUUUCCAUGUUUCAGCAUAGUUCUGAAUGUGUUGCUCAUCGCCCUGGAAGCAGCAACCAGACAGCAGCUCAGAAGGUGGACGACGAGCCUCAGCCUUCGUUGGACUCGUUCGAGAAAACCGUGUUGGAUUCAGAGGAGGCCAAAGAUGACGGGCAAUCCGUCACCGUGACCCCACCUUUCAAGGAAGGGCCAGCAUGUCGGAUCAAGCUAAAGAGAGGGAGGGGCAUGAGAAAUUUCCAGAGGGAGAUAGUUCCUGGGCUCCUUCUAGGGAGGCAGGAGAUAUGCGAGGACCUGAAAGCUAUAGGUUACGAGGCAAAGAAGGCUCGGUCUAGGAAACCUCGCAAGGGUCCAGGUGCGUCUUCGGCUCGACCCAGGCCGCGCAAGCGUGGAGCUGCCAAGCACUGACCAGGAGCAUCUGUGCGUUCCGUGGCAGGGCGCCAUGGGGCAGGCGAGAUCCAGAAGAAUCGUUCUAACCAUGUGAAUAUUCAUUCGUGUGUAUCAAGCCUAGUUUCAAACACUCGGUUUGCUAGCUAGUGGAUAUUUAGACCCUAUUUGUUUUGCUCUCCUAGAUUAUAUAAGUAGAUUAUAUAAGUUCGAUUAUGGUGGAAAGUUAUGAGAGUAAAUUAUUAUUUUGAUAUCACAAAUAAACUGAAAUAAGGUACCCCAGUACUAGUUUA
Molecule: messenger RNA, 2405 nt
Organism: Zea mays
Lineage: Eukaryota; Viridiplantae; Streptophyta; Magnoliopsida; Poales; Poaceae
Exons: 5
Coding region: 577-2133 (518 amino acids)
Source: RefSeq, a predicted model, not a curated record